CCUACAAGUCCAGACAGAGGGCACACAUUACCCAGCAGCCACUUUCACCGUGUUUUAAAGCAAGAUGGCAGCUGUUGUUGAGAAUGUUGUCAAACUGUUGGGGGAGCAGUGCUACAGAGAUGCCCUUGAGCAGUGUCACAACUACAACGCCCGGCUCUGCGCCGAGAGGAGCGUUCGAAUGCCGUUCCUGGACUCUCAGACCGGCGUGGCGCAAAGCAACUGCUACAUCUGGAUGGAGAAGAGACACAGAGGACCAGGCGUGGCUCCAGGGCAGCUCUACACGUAUCCAUCCAGGAGGUGGAGGAAGAAACGGAGGUCUCAUCCUUCAGAGGAUCCGCGGCUCAUCUUUCCUCCUGUCAAGUCAGAGCUGGAUUUGGGGCUGAAGAAGGACGGUCUGCUGUCAUCGGAUGGUAGCAGCUUGGAGGCUCUGCUGAAGGGGGAGUCGUUGGACAAACGGGCGGCUGCGGACCUCCGGGGUUCUGAGGAAGAGUUGAACCAGAGUGAUUACACAGGAAGCCUGAACCCCGCGUCCCGAAUAAGAAAGAGGAUCCUGGAGCCAGACGACUUCCUGGAUGACCUGGACGAUGAAGACUAUGAGGAGGACACGCCCAAAAGAAGGGGCAAAGGGAAAGGAAAGGGACGAGGAGUGGGCAGCAGCAGGAAGAAGCUGGACACAGCAGCUCAGGAGGACCGAGACAAGCCCUACGCCUGUGACAACACUAUCAAACAAAAGCAUAUUUCCAAAUCUUCUGAAAGAGUCUGUGGGAAGCGCUACAAGAACCGUCCAGGCCUGAGUUACCACUACGCCCACUCCCACCUGGCUGAGGAGGAGGGGGAGGAGAAGGAGGAUACGGAGAUCAACGAGCCUCCUCUGCCGCUGCCCAACGAGCCGAAAACUCCUAAAAAGGGUCCAGACGGUCUCGCGUUGCCGAAUAAUUACUGUGACUUCUGCCUGGGAGACUCCAAAACCAAUCACAAGACGGGCCAAUCAGAGGAGCUGGUGUCCUGCUCCGACUGCGGACGCUCAGGCCACCCCUCCUGCCUGCAGUUCACUCCCGUCAUGAUGGCCGCCGUGAAGACGUACCGCUGGCAGUGCAUCGAGUGUAAAUGCUGCAACAUGUGUGGCACCUCGGAGAACGACGAUCAGCUCCUCUUCUGUGAUGACUGUGACCGAGGCUACCACAUGUACUGUCUCAACCCUCCCAUGUCUGAACCUCCUGAAGGGAGCUGGAGCUGCCAUCUAUGUCUGGACCGUUUGAAAGACAAAGCGUCCAUAUACCAGAACCAACUGGCAUCAUGAUGGUUGCACCGGCCGGCCCAGUCACCCCCCGCCCGUCCUGCAGCAGACUGGCUUGUCCCUGAAGAUACGCGAUGACCU
This is a messenger RNA of Nematolebias whitei (Rio pearlfish), 1378 nucleotides long. It is a transcript of the gene dpf2, whose product is annotated as D4, zinc and double PHD fingers family 2. The record is from RefSeq and is a predicted model, not a curated record. Gene Ontology annotation, biological process: nervous system development. Bases 65 to 1300 code for a protein of 411 amino acids. Gene Ontology annotation, cellular component: nBAF complex. The transcript has 12 exons. Lineage: Eukaryota; Metazoa; Chordata; Actinopteri; Cyprinodontiformes; Rivulidae.